Molecule: messenger RNA, 1539 nt
Organism: Acanthocheilonema viteae
Lineage: Eukaryota; Metazoa; Nematoda; Chromadorea; Rhabditida; Onchocercidae
Source: the annotation of a GenBank genome assembly
AUGCUACUGGUACACCAACCAAAUGGUGCCUCUAAAAUCUUACGUAGUACUAAGAAACGAAUCGAUUUGAUUUUAUCAGGAUAUACGCAUGCUGGAGAGUUUUAUAUUGAAUAGGGCCAUGCUAAUCUUCUCUGUAUUGUUCCAACAGUAUAUGCUCAUCGGAGUGAACAAAACAUGCCGACCGCGGGAAAUCUUGAACGAAGCAGUAGCAAUUUACACGUAGGUAAUGCAGGAGCCACAACGGAGCGCGAAAGAGUGCGUGAUCCACGUGACGUGAUUGACGAUGUUCACUGCAAGAUUGCUUCCAAUCAUCUAACGAACAUGAGGAAGGAGCCUUAUACAAGCGAUUACAACUCGGACAUUUGCUCAUUCGCCAUCAUGCCGAAAAUGAAAUUCUAUGGUGAUCGGCCACAGUCAUUUUCUAUCGAUGAUUCUGGGGAACGUUAUUACAUCGGUGCUGAGGUGGGACAAUACAUGCGAUAUCACCGUGGUUCGUUAUACAAAAGAUUUCCACAGCUCUGGAAACGGAUGGCAACAUUGGAAGAAAAACGAAAAAUGCAAGAAAUGGCGUGUCCUUCAUCUUUUCUGAAUACCAAUAUAAUGUUGGUGAAAGCUUGUGAGGUUGAUGAAAUAUUGAUGGGAAAUGAGGAGAAGUAUAGAGCUGGAGGGACUGGUACAGCAAGUAGCGGCAUGUCAUCCGGAACCACUACUGCUCUUAAUGGUACUCCGAUGAAAUCAACACGUUCUGGAACAGGCCCAUGGCUAGGACAGCAAGUAAGCAGCGGUUCACAUCAUCUGGAAAGUGUACCUUGUUCUACACCAGUGGCACAUGCACGUGGGCAUAUGAAAACACGAGACUUCGCUUCGUCACCAGAUGAUCUAGACAUGUAUAAAAGAAUUUUGGACAAUGCUGACCAAUCUGAGGAAUUGAUACCUAUAAGGUUGGAUAUGGAAUUAGAAGGUGUAAAGCUGCGGGAUACAUUUUGUUAUAACCGCAACGAAAAGCUAAUAACGCCAGAAAUUUUAGCUGAAACAAUGUGUGAUGAUCUCGAUUUGCCCACGGGGACUUUUCAGAACGCCAUUGCACAAGCUAUACAUCAGCAAAUUGAGGCGGCGGGGGAAGCAGCUCCUGUAGAUACGACAUUAAGUGAUCAGCGCGCACUAUUAAAACUAAAUAUUCAUGUCGGUAAUCAGUCUUUGGUUGAUCAGUUUGAGUGGGAUAUGAGUGAAGAGAAAAACAAUCCAGAGUGGUUUGCUUCAAAAUUAGCUUCUGAAUUGGGUCUUGGAGGAGAAUUUGUUGCUGCGAUAAGUUAUUCUAUCCGCGGACAAUUAUCGUGGAAUCAAAAAACCUACGCUUACAGUGAGUCUCCUUUGCCAACAGUAGAUUGUCCAUUUCGGAAUCCUGCAGAUGCUGAUGUUUGGGGACCAUUUUUGGAAACACUCACAGACGCUGAAAUAGAAAAGAAAAUGCGCGAUCAAGAUCGUAAUACCCGUCGCAUGAGACGACUCGUGAAUGCGAAUCCUUAUGGUGGCCUUUAA